Phytomonas sp. Hart1 is the source of this 2277-nucleotide messenger RNA. Lineage: Eukaryota; Euglenozoa; Kinetoplastea; Trypanosomatida; Trypanosomatidae. The record is from the annotation of a GenBank genome assembly.
AUGCUAUUUGAGCCCUGUGGUAAUCUCCUACAAGACUAUAGCGUGUGUUGUGAGGUGCUUCGUCUUACCGAGCGUGAGGAAAUCUAUAGUUCGAUCAUGACUAGCGAUGAUAUAGUGAAGCAGCGCGAACGGUAUAUAACUCGAGCAUCUGGAACUGAAAAUUUUGGCUUUUGGAAUAAUACCCUUCUUUCAGGGGAGAGUCUUUUCCAGAGCUCCAAAAUUAUUGAUAAAGGGGUAGUACCGAUAUUAUCUUCACUUACCAAUCCCGAAGACCAAAAUGAAGUCGAUAGGAGAGGAAGAGGUUCGUUACUCAAACCAAAUUCUACAGCACUAGAUUCGAAUCGAAAAAAAGGAUCUAUUUCACAAAGUAAGGGUCGUAAGAAUUCGACUACAGUUGAAGGUAAUACUUCUGAGGGUAUUUCUCUUCCCACAAAGACACUUUUCACUAUAGUCUCUUUACGUAACGCUAAGUUUUGUAUUAACCAGCGGGAUAUGGCACCCCUAACGCGCGCCAUACCUCAUUGCACCUCACUGGUUUCGGUGGAGAUGGUGAGAUGUGGGUUGUCGGUGGAAAGUUAUAUGUUGUUAGUGGAGUCCAUCUUUAAAAGUCGUCUAGUAAUCAAUGUUGCUGUAGAUUUCAAUUAUUUGCCACACACAGGUUUUGUAGCUGAUCCCACUCUGCCACCUUCAGAGAGCUUUCCAACAGACAAAGGGAGUAAACUGGAGACAAAGGGUGCUACCGCCAUAAUAGAGGUCGCUCCACAUAACCCUGAACUUUGCAUCCGCACUUCUACCCUCGCACGGACCGAGACGGUAACUGACAAACCUAAGAAACGAUCACAGAGUCCAGGCUCUAAUAGCGCUAUAUCACUUCAUCAUGAGAAGGCUAAAGCAACGACUAUUAUCGCACCGGUGGAGAAUAGGCCUUGUACUGUUUACCUCAACCCCACUGAGCUCUGCGGUUUGCAUCUUGUCCCCACAUUGCUUGAAGAGCAGCUUCAGGAGGAGAAAGGAAGAAAAGGAAAGGUUGAUCCAAAGAAGCUGAGCCAAUUACAGUCCCAGCAAGAGUUACUUCAACAGUUCAAUGACUCCCAUCGGAUCAUGCUUCCACGCGGCUGGGAAGGGAUGCUUUUCACUGGUGUUAAAUAUUUGAGCCUGCGAGGCAAUGGGAUUGAUGAUAUUUCAGUCAAGUGCAUUGUGGAAACCAUUCUGUGUAACCCUUACACGCAAUUACUUUCACUAAACUUAUGGGGUAAUCGCAUCACUGAUACAGGCGCGAGUUAUUUGGCUGUUCUUUUGCAAAAAAAUCGAAUCCUGCGAGCGCUUGAUAUUGGACACAACCUCAUUGGGGAUAUCGGUUUGCUUGAUAUUAUUGAUAGUUUUCGUAUGGUAGAGCUCACUAGUUCUGAGCAGAUCGCCGCCUAUCGCAACCUAAUGCUCACCCGUCCGAACGCCAGCGAGGCGGAGCGCAUGGCCGCGCCGCAAACGGUUUCGCACACGGCGUAUCCCACCUACCAGGAUCUUUACAACCAGUGGUUCUCGCAGGUGAUUCGACCCUCUCAGAUGCUUUUGGAUGAAAAAGGUGUCAGUGCCCCGAACGGCUACCCGUUAACGCGAAGACGAUCCCUAACGAAUAAUGUUAGCAAACUUAUCGGUUCUAAAGGCACUGCGAGUGGGGCUGGUAAGAAUGAAGCAAUGGCGACCAUUCAGCGCCCCAUCACACCCUUUGACCGGUUUUGUGUUCGGGUACCGGUACUUGACGAGGCCGGUGCGGCGACCUCGGGGUUUGUAGUGCGAGCCCCUGGGAAUACCGUGCUCGAGAUGCUUAGUCUUGGUGAGAAUGAGUCCAUUACUUUAUCAGGAGCUAUUGAGGCAUGUCGGCGAUUGUCAAUGCACGAACCACACACCGAUGAGGAGAUGCAAUCCAUGUCUGUCCCUUCCGAAAACAAUAGUAGGUGGAACUCAGCUUCAGGUGAUCGGAGUCACGGCACUUACCCUGAUGCUAUAGUUCCAAAUGUUCUUAAUAAAGCCAAUACACAUAGCAUGAAUACUAGUAUUUUUCCACCUGUGCAGACGCCAGAGCUUCAUUGUGCUGAUUUACACCUGCGGACAUGCAUAGUGAGCUCUUUUCAGUUUAGUAAAAGGUACUCCUGGACUGAAAUGCAGAAGGUACAGAAGCAAAUUCAGGAAGCCUUGGAACGAUGGUCAACCUUGAAUACUGAGCGGGCUUCACAAGCAACUGAACCUAUAGGGAAUCAAACCAAGUCGGACGAAUAA